AGGGCCGGGAGCCGAGCCUCCUGUUCAUUAGCAGUUGAGAAAAAUUCCUUUCUAGUUUGAUCAAUCCUUGUUUUCCUCGGCAGAGCCGGGGCGCCCGCCCAGCGCGGAGACGGAGAGCGGGGUCUCUCGCGGCGGGGGCGCCCGGCGCCGGGCCUCGGGGGAGCGCAGAAGUAGCGACGAGGGGGUCAGGCCGGAGCACCGACGGGGCUUCUUCUCCCUCCCUUUCUGGUUGGUUUUUUUUUUUCCACUUCUCUCCCUCCCCCUUCCGUUUCUAUUUGUGAAGGGAGGAGGAAGGCAGAGGCGGGCUGGUGUCUCUGGCCGGGGACUGGAAUUUCAUCUGAAUGACUGCCCCUGCGCUCACGCAGUGCCCCGGAGUCGGCCCGCCUGCGCCCCGCAGCCCGCACCCGCAGACGGCCGGCCAGCCGGGGGGCGCCCGCGCCGCGGCCCGGGGACCGGCUUGCCUCGCCCUCCUGGUCCGGAUCUAGCAGUCCUUGGCGCGGCCGCACUCGCUUCUCCGGCCUCUCAGACCCUGGACGAGGCGAGGGAGGCGCGGCGCCGGCGAGCCAGGAGAGUGCCACCAUUGCCGCCGCCGUCGCUGGAGGAAGUGUGCGGCUCCCGGGCUCUGUCCGCCUUGGGGCGCGCCCCAAUGUCAGCCGCGGGGCCGAGUGCAGGCCGUGGGCCGCCGCUGCCCUAGCCGAGCCGAUCGGGAGGCGGCCUCUUAUAUGGAAUUUGGACCCCGGCACUCCCCUCCAGGGCUGGUGCCCCGGCCGCGGCCCUGGCGCAGUCCGCGGUCUCCCGCUAGGCGCUCGGGAGGAGGAGGAGGAGGAGACGCAGCCGGCUGCGCGCGCUGCGUGAGGACCGAGGCUCCCUCCUCUGGGGGGCGGGCGCGCGGAAGGCGCUGGUGACUGAGCGACUCUCGGGGCCGCCGGGGCCCGGAGCUCGGGGCUUGGUGGGCCUGUAGUGGCACCGGACGGACCCCCAGAGUUUGGGAGUUGGGGAGACUUGCCCGGGCCCCCUGCCCGCAGCCGCUAUGGCGGAGAAUUGGAAGAACUGCUUCGAGGAGGAGCUCAUCUGCCCCAUCUGCCUGCAUGUCUUCGUGGAGCCGGUGCAAUUGCCGUGCAAACACAACUUCUGUCGGGGCUGCAUUGGCGAGGCGUGGGCCAAGGACAGCGGCCUGGUGCGCUGCCCAGAGUGCAACCAGGCCUACAACCAGAAGCCGGGCCUGGAGAAGAACCUGAAGCUCACCAACAUCGUGGAGAAGUUCAACGCCCUGCACGUGGAGAAGCCGCCGGCGGCGCUGCACUGCGUGUUCUGCCGCCGUGGCCCCCCGCUGCCGGCGCAGAAGGUCUGCCUGCGCUGCGAGGCGCCCUGCUGCCAGUCCCACGUGCAGACGCACCUGCAGCAGCCCUCCACCGCCCGCGGGCACCUCCUGGUGGAGGCGGACGACGUGCGGGCCUGGAGCUGCCCGCAGCACAACGCCUACCGCCUUUACCACUGCGAGGCCGAGCAGGUGGCCGUGUGCCAGUACUGCUGCUACUACAGCGGUGCGCAUCAGGGACACUCGGUGUGCGACGUGGAGAUCCGGAGGAAUGAGAUCCGGAAGAUGCUGAUGAAGCAGCAGGACCGGCUGGAGGAGCGAGAGCAGGACAUUGAGGACCAGCUGUACAAACUCGAGUCAGACAAGCGCCUGGUGGAGGAGAAGGUGAGCCAGCUGAAGGAGGAAGUGCGGCUGCAAUACGAGAAGCUGCACCAGCUGCUGGAUGAGGACCUGCGGCAGACGGUGGAGGUCCUGGACAAGGCCCAGGCCAAGUUCUGCAGCGAGAACGCAGCGCAGGCGCUGCAUCUUGGGGAGCGCAUGCAGGAGGCCAAGAAGCUGCUGGGCUCCCUGCAGCUGCUCUUCGACAAGACGGAGGACGUCAGCUUCAUGAAGAACACCAAGUCUGUGAAAAUCCUAAUGGACAGGCCCCUUCAGCACACCGGUGCCCUUCCUGCAGAGCGUCCCCCUGUACCCUUGUGGUGUGAGCAGCUCUGGGGCGGAAAAGCGCAAGCACUCGACGGCCUUCCCCGAGGCCAGUUUCCUAGAGACGUCGUCGGGCCCCGUGGGCAGCCAGUAUGGGGCAGCGAGCACAGCCAGCGGCGAGGGCCAGUCAGGGCAGCCCCUGGGCCCCUGCAGCUCCACGCAGCACUUGGUGGCCCUGCCGGGCGGCGCCCAACCAGUGCACUCAAGUCCUGUGUUCCCCCCAUCGCAGUAUCCCAAUGGCUCCGCCGCCCAGCAGCCCAUGCUCCCCCAGUAUGGGGGCCGCAAGAUUCUCGUCUGUUCUGUGGACAACUGUUACUGUUCUUCCGUGGCCAACCAUGGCGGCCACCAGCCCUACCCCCGCUCCGGCCACUUCCCCUGGACAGUGCCCUCACAGGAGUACUCACAUGCGCUCCCGCCCACACCUUCCGUCCCCCAGUCCCUUCCCAGCCUGGCGGUCAGAGACUGGCUCGACGCCUCCCAGCAGCCUGGCCACCAGGAUUUCUACAGGGUGUAUGGGCAGCCGUCCACCAAACACUACGUGACGAGCUAACGCUACGCGGGCGGUGGGGCGCUGGGGAAUCUCCCCGCCUCAGCCCCCAGUGGCUCGGGAAUGACGCAUCCAGAGACCUGCCCUUCUACCUUCCUGUCCUCCCUCCCUUCCUCCUUCAUUUCUCCAAGUCUUUUCCUUUUGGAUUUUGUUUUGUUUGGGGCUUGUUUUGAUUUUUUUUUUAUCACGAAUCUCCUGGACUCGGAGGUGACAGUGGGAGCUGGCCUGGGCCGGGGCUGCAGGUGGCUCUGGAGUUGGGAAAGCGUCUACCUCAAGGCGCUGAGCUCUCUCUCUCUGUCUCUCCUUUUUUCUUCCACUCCUUCCCCUACCCACCCCCGUGGCUGGAAGGAGCCUCAGCUUCCCCUAAAGCCUUGGGGGUAGGGGCAGUUUCCAACUCUCCUCAGCCAGCCCUGGGAGGAGGGACCAGUGUCCACUGGCCUGCUUCUCCUCUUGUUUUUCUUUUGGGCAGUUUGAUCACUGACUAAAUAAGGAAAGACCUGUAGAUUGUGGGGCUUUUUUUUUUUUUUAAUUUUUUUUAAAACCAAGAAUGAUUUCUCCUGCUUCCUUCUCACCAUCCUCCCAGACGGAGUUCAAAGGCCACUUCUCAAGCAGCGUUUGGCACCUUCAGCCUCAGAAUGGAAUCUUAAAGACAGGAACCCCCAUGUCCAGGAAAGGGGAAAGGAACCUUGCCAAUGAUAGUGACCACAGCAAAAGCAAAUAAUAAUAAUAUUAAUAAUAAUAAAGAGAAAUAAAAGAAAUAAUAAAAUAAAAAAACAUAGCACAGCCCUUGUUGAGGUCAGCGGGAGAGGAGGGGCUGCCCGGAGUUGGGUCCUUGCCUGGAUUUUGACACAGCGACUUCCUGUAGUGAGCACUUUGUAUGAAUCGUGGACUUCCUGUUCUCAAGGCGCAGGUAUUUAUUCUGUAAUCUGUCUAGAGCACACACCGAAAUCCAACCUUCUAAUAAACAUAAUGGCGCAGUCCCA
This is a messenger RNA of Lagenorhynchus albirostris (white-beaked dolphin), 3550 nucleotides long. RefSeq names its product tripartite motif containing 8 (gene TRIM8). The transcript is spliced from 5 exons. NCBI's taxonomy places the organism in Eukaryota, Metazoa, Chordata, Mammalia, Artiodactyla, Delphinidae. The coding region runs from base 1031 to 2740 and encodes 569 amino acids. The record is from RefSeq and is a predicted model, not a curated record.